CUGCUCUGGCAUGCCUCAACGCUCUCGUAGACCAUGCAGCAAGAGGCUGUCGAUCUCCUCGACGCGCGCGACACUAAGCAUGCACCUGAUGGCGGAUUCGCCAGGCUGGAACGAGGGCCAUGCAUUCCUUACAAAAUGCUGUCGCCCUGCGGUCUUGUUCACACGUCGCGUUGGCUUCGGUGUGGUCACCAUUUUGCCUCCAUCAUUCAUGCGAAGGCAUUAUCCCGCAUUCUGCAGCCUACAUUAACUCCCGCCGUGGAGUAACGGCUGCUUCGAGUCCGCUUCGCCUCCCCCAUCAUGAACCAGGUUGAAGACACCGAGGUCAACGUCGAUGUUCAGCAUCCGAGCCGCCCCCCGAGUCCACCGAAUCACGUCCGGGACGAAGAGAGCGAACGUCAGCAUCCCGAUCCUUCUCCGAUUCCCCCUAACUUUCUUAUCAUGCUCGAAGGCCCGCGAGGCGACCAGGCAGAAGAUACGGGAAUGAUUCGCUCCAAUACCCCCUCUGAGGCGCAGCCGGACGAAACGACUCAGACCAGACCAUUUGAAACCCCCCCUCCGAACGAUGACCGUUCGUAUAUAAGGAACAGCCUGAACGGGCCGUGGAUCCCAACAAGUCCCCCGGAGGACGAGGAAGUGCUACCCGAUGUUCCCCCGGACUCGCAAGCAUCUCUAGAUCACAUCGCAUCAAAGGUAUCAAUGCCCGUGCCGCAACCCCAUUAUCAAGGCAUUGAUGACCCCUUGAGCGGUGCUAAAGAUACCUGGGGGACGAUAUUUGAAAGAGUCAUGGCACAGGAUACCGCCAUGGUGGAAGCCUAUACCACCGACAUUGACGGGCUGCUCAUAUUUGCAGGCCUUUUCUCGGCCGUCCUAACGACUUUUAUAUCGCAAGUGUAUCCCCAAUUGCAGCAAGACAAUACCCAACUUUCGGCCCAGAUAUUGGGCGAUAUAUCUAGGCAGCUCCAGAACAUCUCUACUAACCAGGCUGCAACCGCUACCUCGGCACCCUCUUCAUCGGCUCCCUUUACGCCGUCUCGAACCUUCAUCAUUGUGAACGCUCUCUGGCUAAUGAGCCUCCUCUCUGCACUGGCCCCUGUUCUCCUAGGACUCUUCGUCAAGCAAUGGCUUCGAGAGUACAUCACUUGGACCCGCAUUUCCCCUCAUGAUGUUGCGUUGCACAGGCGCGAGUACCGUCAUGACGCCUUCCAGAAGUGGCAGGUGGGCAACAUCGCCACUGCCCUCCCGGCACUCCUCCAACUUUCCUUGGUUCUCUUCUUCGCGGGGUUGAUCGUGCUCCUGAAGAGCCUCAGCGACACUCUUAUGAUCGUGGUGUCUGCGGCGGUGGGGGCGAUCAUGUUUUGUGUUGUGGCCGUUCUCGUGCUACCCGCCUUCAGAAAGGACUGCCCCUACCGAAGUCCCCUCGCUUGGACCUUAGUACGCGUUGCGAUUGCGCUUCAGAGUUCUUUCCGGAGCAUUGCGUCCUGGAGGAAAAGCCCGAAGGCGAAGGAUGAAUCAGAACCCCAGAAAGACGAUUCGGAGGGUCAGACGAAGGGUGGACCACAGAAUGAGACGAACGCGAUAGCUGGAACUGGAUCGGGGGCUGGGACGGGACCCGUAUCUCGGAGCGAAAACAGGGCGGCAUCACAUGCGCAUCCAUCCGGACCCGGGUCUGGUACACGCAACGACGCCGAUGUGGAGAAGCAGUCCCCCCAUUCUUCCAAGGAUAGAUGGCGCCGACUACGGUUCUGGUUCCAAAGUCGUGAUCGACUGUACAAGUUCGAGACAAAACCUAAGGACUGGAUCCAUCGGAUCAAGACCAAGUUCCUCGCCAGGCUCAAUGGUGAACCAAAGAUCGUGGUGGCAAACCACGCGCCACUUCCAGGGACGAUUGGUCACAGCACGGGUUCAACUAGUACUGAAUUGAAAAUCCACAUACGCCCUAAAGGAUUGGGCCAUACUUGGGACAGAAGGGACUCUGAGGUGCCGUCUAUGCAAGGUGUUGUCUACGACGUCGCAUGGAAAUGCCGAACACUCCUCUGGGUCGCUUCACAUGAAAAUUUUAGCGAGACAUUCCUGGUACGAUGUAUAAACGAACUCUCUUCUUUCCAGUACAUCCUCGAUAAGCAGGAAGUGAAGAAGAACAGCCUUUUCGAGGGCGAAGACAGUCCGUACCGGCGCCUAUGCGCGUCCUGGUUGGCCAUCGCUGGGCACCUCGGUUACAAGACUUCCGGCUCCCUCGAACUCAACGACCACAUGUGGGAAAUAUUUCACUAUGGGAUCCGACAGGAUUGGAGAUACGGCCAGCUGAGUCAGUUGCCGGAAGCGCUUAAAAUAGUUAACAAGCAAGUCUCCGCUAUUGACCCCCGGGAACGCGCCACGAUGUUUCACUUGCUGUGCCAUGAUAUCGAAGCUGCGCUGGACCAUGGGGUGCCCCCCGAUCUGCCUACGAAGGCGUCUCCCUUCUCCGAAGACAACCUGCAGUGUCUGUACGCUGUGAGCCUCUGCUUCCUCCGGAUGUUAUGCCACCGCAGAAGCAAUCUCCACACGAAAUACGUUCGCCUCCUUCUCCGGGUAUCUAUGAAUCACGAAGCGUUGCUGUGGCCCAAGGAUGACAAGCAUCAUUAUGGGCCGCAAGUGUGUCUUAGCCUCCUCGAUGAUGUCUUGAUUGCCGUAGAGACUAUCCGUUGCGAAGUCGACGACUUCCUCGCGAUCUUAAAACUCGCCACAGAAUGGUUCACGGUCGUCGAGAAACGGCUGGAAGAAAAGACGAUAUCACACUCAUUCUGGGCUGGUCCUCCUUGGCAUUAUUGGUCUAUUGUAAACGCGGCCGUAUCAAUGGAGCUUUCAACGGCUCAGCACACUGAGAGGGCCCGGGUACAGAAGGCGGUCCGACAACUCCUGGAAAAAGUGCAGAAAUUGAUGGAGGACGAGCUUGCACGGCCAACAUACAGCAUUCCGCAUCAUUUCGAACCCAAAUUUGGUCCCAGUAAUCCUUUCAUGCCCCGCUUCAUCCUCUUCUGCGGACGCCACAAGGACGCUAUUCCCAGCAAACUACCUUCGAUCCUAGAUGAAUGCAUCGCAAGGGACCUUAUUAAUCUCUUCAAACCGGAAUACGAAGAUUUCAUGGCGCAGCACAUCGCGCGCGAUGAUUGGGCAAGGAAGCAACGCAGAAGAUUCAUCUGGAAAAACGGACUGUUGCCGAAACGAGUGAAAAAGGAGGAGGAUGAAGCUCCACGAGUCGCAAUGCCUGAGCCAGAAGCGAAUUCCGGGCAGGAUGCAACGUCUGAACCGGCAGCGGUAGCUGAGCCGGCUAUGACACCUGGACAAGCAGCGAUUGCCGAACCGGCGGUAGUGCCCGACCCAAACCCAGCACUACCUUGGCAGGCAACGAUGCUCGAACCUGUAGUGACUCCUGGUUCUAUGGCGAUGCCCAUUCCAGGGCCAGCGGCGACGCCUGGACCAGAAGCGACCAGCGGGUAUCAGUGUUCGGGCAAGCAGCAGUUCCUGAUCCAGCAGCUGUCCCCGGGCCUGGAAUCCCCAGGCCAGCAACGAUCCCCGGGCAAGCAGUGGACGUAG
Molecule: messenger RNA, 3573 nt
Organism: Punctularia strigosozonata HHB-11173 SS5
Lineage: Eukaryota; Fungi; Basidiomycota; Agaricomycetes; Corticiales; Punctulariaceae
Exons: 8
Coding region: 298-3573 (1091 amino acids)
Source: RefSeq, a predicted model, not a curated record